Messenger RNA from Dicrocoelium dendriticum, 1341 nucleotides. The record is from the annotation of a GenBank genome assembly. Lineage: Eukaryota; Metazoa; Platyhelminthes; Trematoda; Plagiorchiida; Dicrocoeliidae.
AUGGUGAAGUACAUCUAUCUGGCUACGCACUAUUUAGAUGCGAUCGCUCUGCUGGCCGACAGGGAGGGGGCGUCGCUUUAUGUGAGCUGUAAACUUGACGUUUUGAAGACUUGCUUAUUUCAGUCGGCAGACAAAACUGUUGAAGCUCUAUCGGCUGUUAUUAGCACAUCCACGGCUCAGGUUGCAGUUGUAAUUGUGUAUAGAAGCCCUGGGAGCGUAUCCAAAGAGGCACUUGAAUUCAUUCGCCCGCAGUCCGCAAAUAGGUGUUUGGUGAUGGGCGACUUCAACCUCCCAGCGAUUUGCUGGGCAGAUCUUCCUUGCGACUCAGCGUCAGGCACAUUCGGCGCUGACCUGCUUGAACUUACGCUCCAAGUAUCUUUGCAUCAGUUCAUUGACCUCCCCACUAGGUACAUGGACGCCGAAGUACCGUCUAUCUUAGACCUUGUAUUCGCUAAGUCACUCGAUUUUGUUGGUGACAUUACUUACGGACCUCCACUGGGUUCCAGUGAUCAUGUUUGUUUGCUCUUCAGUUGUACUCUGUCUAGACGCUACCAGAGUACUGUUGAGUCUCGCCCGAACAUAUGGCACGCAAACUAUCAAUCAAUGAGAGCCAAGGCUUCGGGUUUCCAUUAUGGGAUCUCAGAGGACGAUACUGUCGAGGUUGUCUGGGAUAAAUUUAAGUCCUACCUCACAGAGGUCUCUGCUCCCUUCAUCCCAGUCAGAAGGAGAAAGGAGGCCCGAGCACAGCCACCUUGGAUAGAUCCCACUGGCAGGCAUCUGCUCACAAAGAGGUCUAGAUGUUGGCGGACUUACCGAGAUGCUCCGUCCACCUAUACUUAUGACAUGUACCGGAAGGCUAGAAAUAGGUGUAAGCAACACCUAAGGAAUGCUCGGCUCAAUUUUGAAAAAGGGUUAGCGGACGAAGCUUCAGAGAAUCCUAAAAGAUUCUUCGCUUAUGUCAAAAGGCGCUGCGCUUCGAACAUGUCAAUUCCAGUAUUGAUGCGUGAUGACGGUACUCAUGCGCAUACGGAUUAUGACAAGGCCUGCGUACUCAGUGGGCAAUAUGCGGCAGCAUUUGUAAGGGAAACCUCUUUGACAGGCGUGGAGCUGGUUUGCAGGACCCCAGAGGGUUCAGAACUAUCUGAAUUUAUUGUAGCGGAGACUGCAGUUCGUAGGCUGUUACAAGGGCCGAACCCUUCUAAGGCCUCUGGGCCUGAUUUAAUUCGCCCGAAACUGUUGCAUGAGUUGGCUGCGGAACUAAGUGGACCGCUCGCUAUUGUGUUUCAGAAAUCGCUUGACAGCUGUGCAUUGCCUUCCGAAUGGAAGGAAGCUGUCAUCUGA